AUGAUCGGUGAAGGCGAUCGAAGCGAACACCAAAAAAGCCUGAAGUCCGGCUUUUGCGACGUUCAGGUUUGUGGUACGUCGUCAUCUUUCGUGGAGAAGAGUGCACCGUGCUUAUACACACUGUUCUCUACUUUUCUGAAACAAACGUUUCAAGAGUUUUUAUUCAACAGGCAAUGCUACGUGCAAGUAGUGAAAUUGAUACACGUAGGCAGAAAUGUGAUUAUUAGCCGCAGAAAUAUGAUGUGCCUCCAACUUCAAUGCUACUUACACCGACGCAUGAAGAGUGGUGUGUUCGGACUUGCUUCUAAGUCCCUUAACGGUAAGCUCCAGAUUACUGUUGAAAUGCGACCUAUGUACAUUAUGUUAGGCUUAAAACCGCAGGCUUGUAAUUCUUUGAGGAAUGUGGCAGAACUUACGAGACAACAUUUCAAGGAAGGACGGAGCAACACGUUCAAGGGUGCUGUAGAGAGUGGUGAUGAGGAGCUAGAGAAGGCAAGAAAGGGUUCCGCGCUUCAAAUUUUAAAGGAACUUAAAGAUGAAUUGCGUGAAUUUGAACAAAAUAACAAUAUUGAUCAAAUCCCAUUUGCCUUCAUGCGAAUGUUGGACAAAGAGAAACGAGAAAUUCUGCCCACGUCAGUGACGAAAUUCUGCGUCGUACGGCGACUACCCACGUUGGUCUCUCUGGCAUUGGUGGGAGUUGGCUGGUUGCUCAAUGAAGUUGCGCUGGCAUGGAUUCACGAAAGGGUUCCGCGGGAUACAACUCCAUUGCCUGAUUUGUGGUUUUCGUGGUUCCCUGAGGUCAAAGGUGCUAUUCGGAUUACCGAGUACAUCAUGCUGAUCCUUGUCGUGAACACCCUGGUUAUCAUAGUAACCCAUCAGCACAGAUGGAUCGUAUCUCGACGAGUGUUUUUCUGUGCCGCUUUGUCCUACUGUUUCCGUGCACUUUGCAUCACCAUAUUCCAGGUGCCUGUGCCAUCCGUGCACACCUACUGUGCUCCAAAAACCAAUGGGUCCUUCUACAUAGUCUCAGCUCGAGUCGCAAGAAUGUUUUGGAGCGCGGGAAUCGAGCAACUGCGUCCACGAGAACUCUGCGGUGAUCUGAUAGUUUCCGGCCACACCGUCACAAUUUUCACCUCUUUCUAUGCGUUCAAACACUAUGCACCCAAAAAGUUGAAGCCUUUAUCCUACAUGUUCAACGUGCUCGCUAUCAUGGCUGUGGUGGCAAUCCUCUUUGCUAGAAAACACUACACCAUAGACGUCGUCCUAGGCUACACAGUUUCAACUCGCGUAUUCAUGGAGUACCAUGCACUCAUGCUAUCAUACCACGAGCACUCGCUGGAGAGGAACAUUCUCUCUUGGUCAUGGUGGUCAUAUAUAGUGCCUUACUUUGAGAAGGACGCCCCUCCGCCACAUGCCUUCCACAACCGUAUCGAAUGGCCCAGCAGCUGCCCGCAGAAAGUGCGCCGACGACUCAUAUGA
This is a messenger RNA of Necator americanus (New World hookworm), 1479 nucleotides long. RefSeq lists its product as uncharacterized. Gene Ontology annotation, biological process: sphingomyelin biosynthetic process; ceramide biosynthetic process. NCBI's taxonomy places the organism in Eukaryota, Metazoa, Nematoda, Chromadorea, Rhabditida, Ancylostomatidae. Gene Ontology annotation, cellular component: Golgi membrane; endoplasmic reticulum membrane; plasma membrane. Bases 1 to 1479 code for a protein of 492 amino acids. Gene Ontology annotation, molecular function: ceramide cholinephosphotransferase activity; sphingomyelin synthase activity. The record is from RefSeq and is a predicted model, not a curated record. The transcript has 15 exons.